Aspergillus oryzae RIB40 is the source of this 930-nucleotide messenger RNA. RefSeq names its product 5'-methylthioadenosine/S-adenosylhomocysteine nucleosidase family protein. NCBI's taxonomy places the organism in Eukaryota, Fungi, Ascomycota, Eurotiomycetes, Eurotiales, Aspergillaceae. Gene Ontology annotation, biological process: nucleoside metabolic process. Gene Ontology annotation, molecular function: catalytic activity. The record is from RefSeq and is a predicted model, not a curated record. The transcript is spliced from 4 exons. The coding region runs from base 1 to 930 and encodes 309 amino acids.
AUGGCGACCAUGAAACCUUCUCACCACGACUACACCGUUGCCUGGGUGUGCGCGUUGCCGCUGGAGAUGACAGCUGCGGAACUCAUGCUCAAGGAGAUUCAUGACCCCCUUCCUCAACCUCCAACCGAUCCUAACGCCUAUACACUUGGCAAACUGGGGGAACACAAUGUCGUUAUCGCCUGCCUACCCUCAGGUGUUUAUGGAAUUACGUCCGCUGCAGCUGUCCUAGCUAAGAUGCAUUCAACAUUCCCUUCCCUAAGAUUUGCCUUGAUGGUGGGUAUUGCAGGUGGUGUACCCAGCAGAAGCACCGAUGUUCGUCUUGGGGAUGUGGUAGUUAGCAUACCAUCCGGUACUUCAGGAGGUGUGGUGCAAUAUGAUUUUGGAAAGACACUACCCGAUGGACGCUUUCAACGCGCCAGCUCGCUCAACAAGCCCUCCCAAUUAUCACUCAACACCGUGUCCAAAGUGCGCAGCAAAUAUGCGAUUACGGAGGCAGAUAUUGAUGGGACUAUUUCUCGUAUACUGAACACAAAUGAGAGAGACUGGCUUUUUAAUGCAGAAUACAUACACGAAGGAAACCAUCCUGAUUGCUUGGAAUGUGACCAGACCCAGUUAGUGAAACGAGUCUCCCGAGACUCUUCUGAGCCUCAUAUUCAUUACGGUUUGAUAGCGUCCGCAAAUCAACACGAGACUCUUGCCCAAGACUUAAAUGUUCUCUGCUUCGAAAUGGAGGCAGCUGGACUCAUGGAUCAGCUGUCUUGCUUGGUGAUCAGAGGCAUUUGUGACUACUGCGACUCCCAUAAGAAUAAAGAAUGGCAGGGAUACGCAGCGCUUGCCGCUGCUACUUAUACUCGGCUCCUUCUAGCAGCUGUCCCAUCUCAAGAAAAUAUUAGUCACAGAAAUUACGCACCAAAAAACCCGGAACCCUGA